AUGUACAUUUUGAAUUCAUUUAUUAUUAAAGGAAAAAAGCUUUCUUCUUCGGUGCUUGUUAUUGUGCCUUAAAAUCAGAAUUAAUCAAAAUUCCUCUAAUGGAGUGGACCUGUCUGCAAUCAAGAGUGUCAUGGAUAUUGUGUGAGUUACUUUCCAACUGAAGGUUGCGUCAAAACAUGUGGAUGCACUCCUCCUGUUGCACUAUCACUUGCAUCUAAUAUUUUCGGUCUGAAUUCUUGGGAGGCCAAUCCAGCUUAGAAAGCUCCAAUCGUAAUGGUAGCACUUCAAACAACAGAAGCAGAUAUAUCGAAUUGCAUUUCAACUUGCAACCUCAAAUGUAAAACUGAGAACAAUGAAAAAAGAUAAUCUUGCGUGACCUUAUGUGUAAACUAAUGCAAAGCCUCUUAUGAUCUCUCUAAUGGGAAUAAUGCUAAUACACUUAGGCCAGUAGUCUCAAAUGAUACAGCUACUUCAAAUUAGACUAACUCAACAGCUCCCACUUCUACUUCAACAAAUAAUCCAUCUACACAGACAGGAGCCUCAUCAACUACUCCCACAAAAACAGCAGAUACAAGUACUGCAAAUACAUCUACUACCUAAGCAACUCAAUAAACCUCUACUACAUCAAACUAAGCCUAGACACAGACGAAUACAGCUUAAUCAUUGAUUGUUUCUGGUGAUACAUCUGGAGUAAUAUCACAAUAAGCAUCUUCUUUAGUUACCUAAAACUCAACAACCUAAACUGUGGCUACUGAAAUUCAACCGAUCGCAGGCACAGUUGAAUCAAACACAAAUACCUAAUCAGAUUCUUAAACUGACAGCUAAAGUACAGCAGUCUAAUAGCCAGCCAUUUAAGUUCUCGCAUUAUUCGAAAAUCCCUCUUAAUGUAGUCCAAAUUGCAUUGCUAGCUGCGGGCAACGGUCACUUUCAACAUCAGAUUAAUAACUUACUUCAUGUUUUAAGAAUGACUGUGGUUGUUCCCUUGAAUAUGAUUCAUUUGCUUCUGAUGAGAAUAUGAUUCCAGUUGCUAAGAAUUUUUACAGCUAUUAUCUCUAGAAUCAGAGAGUAGAUUCUCUUUAAGCACUUAAGCUCGGACUCACCUCUGAUUCGCAUAAUGAGAAAUAUGCCCAACUUAUUAGGGAGAUUUAACCAACUACUAAAAAAUCCUAUAAUGACAUGGAAUUCACAAGUUACUAAUUAUUCAUUAUGUCCUUCUUGGUAAUAAUUGGAUCAUUGAGCAUUGGUACAACAGUCUAUUUUGUAAAGAAACACUUCUUUGAGAGUGAAGAGAGUGAUAAGUUACUUAGAUACAAGUUUAUAAAAAAUUACGAGGAAUCAGAGAGCACUAAUUCAUGCUACCAUUUCUCUAAGAAUUGA
Molecule: messenger RNA, 1377 nt
Organism: Stylonychia lemnae
Lineage: Eukaryota; Ciliophora; Spirotrichea; Sporadotrichida; Oxytrichidae
Source: the annotation of a GenBank genome assembly